UGACAGAUGACAGUGACAUUUGAUAAAGGUGUCAAAAUUUUAGUAUGUCGUAUGAUGAUUUAAAAAAAAUUAAUUUCCUAUUUUCUCUACAAUGGCAACCCUAAUUAAAGAUGUUACUUUGCAAGAAAACAUUCCAACAAAUAUACUUUUCGAAAAACAUAUUGAUUUUAUUAAAGAAUAUGGCCAAAAAGAAAGUAGCUUCGAAUAUGGUAUGACUGAUUAUUUAAGGGUUUCUGGUAUGUACUGGGGCCUAACAGCUUUAGAAUUAAUGAAUGCCUCACCGCCACAUAGCAUAGAAGAGAUUUUAGAGUACAUAAAAAAGUGUCAAGAUGCCGAAACUGGUGGAAUAAGUGCAUGUGUUAACCACGACCCUCAUAUUCUUCACACCUUAAGUGCAGUUCAAAUUCUUUGUAUCUACGACAGUCUAAAAGCCAUUGAUGUGGAAGGAGUUGUGAAAUAUAUAAAAAAAUUACAGUUGCCUGAUGGUAGUUUUAUGGGUGAUAAAUGGGGCGAAAUAGAUACCAGAUUCUCGUUUUGUGCUGUUGCAACAUUGUCAUUAUUAAAUAGAAUGGAUGCUAUCGAUGUUAACAAGGCUGUUGAUUUUGUAGCUUCAUGUAAAAAUUUUGAUGGUGGUUUUGGUUCAAGACCACUUUCUGAAAGCCAUGCGGGAUUAAUUUAUUGCUGUGUUGGAUUUCUAUCUGUUACAAAUAGGUUAGAUAUUGUAGAUCGUGAUACCCUUGCUUGGUGGUUAUGUGAGAGACAAUUACCCUCUGGUGGUUUGAAUGGUCGUCCAGAAAAAUUACCAGAUGUUUGCUAUUCAUGGUGGGUGUUAUCAUCUCUAACAAUCUUAGGAAGAUUACAUUGGAUUGAUGGCAAUGCUUUGAAAAAAUUUGUCUUGGCUUGUCAGGACACUGAAACUGGGGGUUUUGCUGAUCGACCUGGAGAUAUUCCUGAUCCUUUUCAUACUUUAUUUGGUAUUACAGCACUUUCUUUGUUAGGCCAUGAUACUGUUCAAAAAGUUAAUCCCACAUAUUGUAUGCCACAGCAAGUUAUUGAUAGACUACAACUGAAGCCUCAAGUAUUAGGAGACUAAACUAAAUGUAUUUUUGUAUUGUAUUUUUUUUAUAAAAUUUUAGAUUAAGUAAAAACCAUAUUUUGUCUUGUUUUGUAUAUAUUCUUACAUACCAAAAAAUAAAUGUUUAUUAGUCAAUAAAAUUCUAAUUUAUACACAUUGUAUCU
This is a messenger RNA of Psylliodes chrysocephalus, 1239 nucleotides long. Lineage: Eukaryota; Metazoa; Arthropoda; Insecta; Coleoptera; Chrysomelidae. The record is from the annotation of a GenBank genome assembly.